Molecule: messenger RNA, 2295 nt
Organism: Silurus meridionalis
Lineage: Eukaryota; Metazoa; Chordata; Actinopteri; Siluriformes; Siluridae
Gene: cracdla
Product: cracd like a
Exons: 9
Coding region: 211-2295 (694 amino acids)
Source: RefSeq, a predicted model, not a curated record
CGGAGCUCCACUGAUACAGCGGUGCUGAGGCAGAGAGCUUGAAAGCUGAGAUCCAGACUUCAGAAUUUAGAUAGAAGUUCGGCUGUAGUGGGUGGACCUAUGAAUAAAAUUAUAUGUGGGCCACAUGGGAUCGAGAGGGAAAGAACAGUGAAAAUAUAAGAGAUUUCACUAUCAAGGAAGAAGGUACUCAAGUUAACACAGUUUGGAAAAAUGAAGAAAAAGGGGUAUUUAGGGGUGAUGAAGCAGAGUAAGUCAGCUAUUGACAUUACACAAGGAAUUCUGGACCUAGAGGAUAUUUGCUGCUUCCAGGGCAGACUAAGAACCAGGUCAUUGUCACAUGACUUUCUGUCAGAACAGCAUCAAUCAGACUCUGAACCAAUACGGGCUCUUUCCCAAGAGAAUGUCCAUGGAAAAAUCCAAGCACUGCAAAAAAAGCUACAGACACAAAAGAUGCAUCUAGGCCCACCACCUCUGGUGAUUGCUAUUAAACAAAUGGAAGACCACCAACACCCCUCUAAAGUCCUGACAUUGUCGGAAAACCUGCCACACAAGUUCCACCUGAAGUCUUCCUCACAGGGAGUUUUACCCCUUUCAAUCAACCCCAUACUGCCACUGUUUUGUACUUCUCCACCUUCACCUGGAGUAGAUUUCAACACCCUUCCUCAGUUUAUUCCUUGCCUGGACAACUCUGCUGCCCGUCAUCGGAUGUCCAUUAAGCCGCGGAAUCAGCGAGCCAGCACUAAGAGUAGAAGAAUACCCACCUCAGAUGGAGGCAGACCUUGCUCAGAGAGGAUGAUCAUCCUGGAAAGGCCUGAGAGUAAAAUAGAGGAUGGGAUAGAUGACCCCAAGGAAAUGCCCAAUGCUCGCUCCUACUCCUCACAGAUCAUUAGGCCAGGAAAGGGUUUUACCACUCCGGCAAUCAAAUGUCCCACUUCUCCACUAAAAUUACUGAAGAGAGCUGAUGAUUAUCACCUACAUGCUGUAUGUCAAUCUAAGGAAAAGGAAGAGUCUGCUCUGAGCAUCUCUGCAGAUGUGGGAACUAAACAGAUACUGAAGUCAGAUGUAGGAAUGGCUGCUAAACGUCCUAACUCAGCAGGGCCAACCAGACUUAAGGGGAAUGAAAACCAUAAAGAAAGUCUGUAUAGCUCCAAACUUAAGGGUGUUGAAGGCAGUGCUGUGUCGACUGAAUAUACUCCGCACCUCAUUUCAUUAGGUACUCAGCAGUCUCAUCCUGAAAUUGACAAGGAACAAAAUACAGUAGCAACUCAUGCUAAGAGCAAUGCAUUGAACCGAAGCAGAGUCCAAGACACAAUACAGGAACAUCAACUUCAAAGCCAGCCAAUUAAACCCCUUUUACAGCACAGAAAUGCAUUACCUCUAGAUAACAAAUAUGAGGGCAGAAAUAUACAUCUAAUCUCCUUAAUGCAACAUUCUAGUGGAGAGGGCUGCCUACAUGAGUCCACAACCCAACAACGAUCUUUAAGUUUUUCUGUUUCCUCAGAGAAUAUUCACGAGAGGCAAAGAACUAGAAGCUUUAAUGAACAGGUGGAGCAAGCAGGAGGAAAUAAAGAACAUGUCCUUUCACUCAUAAAACCUUCAACAAACCUAAAAACACUGGAUCUACACAAGAAUGCACAAUUAAAAGCUAUAGGGAAUGCUACAUCACAGACAGGCGCAUCAGAGAUAUCAACCAAACCGAGAGAUCUGAAAAUAAUUGUGUCUGCUGGUCAAGAAUGUGGUGAUAGCCUAGAAAAUAAAACCUGUAACAUGACAGUGGAGACUCAAGGAGAAGUUGAAGAGGUAGAUAAGGCAAAUAAGGAGAUGAAAAUGAACAAGGUCAGUGCAGAACAGAAAGAGGAAAUUAGUGCAGAAAUCAAUGUCAAACAGCAUAACACUAAGGUCAAGACUGCUCCUUGGCUGACAGAAUCUACUACUCAUACAGCUAUAAGCCAGAAUGACAGCAAAGUUGGGCCAGAAAGAGAAACUUACACAGUUCUCAGAAGUCCUCCACUAUAUAACAAUGAGCUCUUUAUUGUUGCUGAGUGUCCAGUAUUCCCCAGUAUUCGACCUCAGAGUGCCAGAAUGGACCAGGAGAAAGCUGAACUAAUUAGAUUUCCUGAUUUUCAGGCUUCAGCAGGUUCACCUGUUAACAUCACUAGGAUCGUGUGGAGAGAUGAUGGCUCGCCUCAGCCAAGGCACGUUUCGGGCACGCUGAAGCUCGGAGAGACGCUGGAGGAGGAGAGCGUGAAGGCGGGAGGGGAGAGGAGAGCCACGGCCGCCGCGGACAGCCGCUGA